Cyclopterus lumpus (lumpfish) is the source of this 1422-nucleotide messenger RNA. Its product is annotated as ammonium transporter Rh type B-like. The record is from RefSeq and is a predicted model, not a curated record. Gene Ontology annotation, biological process: ammonium homeostasis; ammonium transmembrane transport. Gene Ontology annotation, molecular function: ammonium channel activity. The transcript has a single exon. Gene Ontology annotation, cellular component: plasma membrane. Lineage: Eukaryota; Metazoa; Chordata; Actinopteri; Perciformes; Cyclopteridae. Bases 1 to 1422 code for a protein of 473 amino acids.
AUGAAGCCGAAGCCCACCGGCCUCCGAGUGAGGCUGCCCGCGUUCGUGUUCGUCACGCAGGUGAUCGUCGUCGCGCUGUACGCCGCCUUCGUCACCUACGACGAGCACGCGGACGCCCGGUUCCAGACCAACGGGACGGACCCCAUGGACAACGCGCUGUACCGGGACUACCCCGCGUUCGCCGACAUACAGGUCAUGAUAUUCCUCGGCUUCGGGUGCCUGCUGGCCUUCUUCCGUCUCUACGGCUUCGGCGGGAUGGUCUUCAACUUCCUCACGGCCACCUUCGCCAUCCAGUGGGCCGUCCUGGCGCAGGGCUGCCUCCGGUUCAGCCGCGACGGCAAGAUCCACCUCGGCGUGAUCAACCUGGUGAACGCGGAGUUCGCGUGCGCCGCCGUGCUGAUCUCCUGCGGCGCGGUGCUGGGCAGGACCAGCCCGCUGCAGCUGCUGGUCAUGGCCCUGCUGGAGGUGCCGGUGUUCGCGUGCACCGAGUGGGCCGUGCUGACGUACCUGAGGAUCAACGACGCGGGGGGCUCCAUUCUCAUCCACCUGUUCGCCUGCUACUUCGGCCUGGGCGUCUCCUUCGCGCUCUACCGGCCUCGCCUGAACGAAGGCCACGCCAAGGCGACCGCCAGCUACCAGUCCGACAUCCUGUCGGCGAUGGGCACCUUGUUCCUCUGGGUGUUCUGGCCCUCAUUCAACUCGGCGUUGACCCUGAAAGGAGACGACCAGCACCGGGCCGUCCUGCACACUUUCCUCGGCCUCAGCGGCUCCACGCUCGCCGCCUUCGCCCUCUCCGCCGCGCUGAACCGAAACGGCAAGAUCACCAUGGCCGACGUCCAGAACGUGACGCUGGCCGGGGGCGUGGCGGUCGGGGCGUCCGUGGACAUGAUGAUCUCGCCGGCGGGCGCGUACGUUCUGGGCAUGGCGGGCUGCGCCGCGUGCAUGCUGGGCUACAAGUACUUGACCCCCUUCCUGGCCCGGCGCUGCCGGAUCCAAGACCAGUGCGGGAUACACAACCUGCACGGCCUGACGGGGCUCAUAUCCUGCGCCGCCGGGAUAUGCGCCAUUCUCACGGCGAGCGAGGAGACUUACGGCCCCAGUUUGUACGAGAUCUUCGCCCACAUGGCGCCGACGGAGGGGGACCCGAGGCUGCGGGAGCUCCAGAUGUUGAUCCCCGGUCUGAAGCCGGGGUUGGGGAGGUCUGCCCGGGAGCAGGCGCUCUACCAGGUCGCGGCCGUGUUCUCCACCAUCGGCGUGUCGACGCUGGGAGGCGUCCUCACGGGCUUCGUCCUGAAGCUGCCGCAGCUCGCGCCGCCGCCCGACGACCUCUGUUUCGACGACCGGCUGUUCUUCGAGGUUCCUCCGGAUUACGAUUUGCCGCUUCGACUCGCCGAUGACGCGACGGAGGGUUCUGCUGCCUGA